Phalacrocorax carbo (great cormorant) is the source of this 1433-nucleotide messenger RNA. Lineage: Eukaryota; Metazoa; Chordata; Aves; Suliformes; Phalacrocoracidae. The record is from RefSeq and is a predicted model, not a curated record.
UAACUAAAAACCCCCAAACUGGACCAGGAAGGAUGUCCAUGUUCCCAUUUUGGUGAAUCUACGUUGUCAAAUAAGGUAAAUUUGAGUACAUGAAAGGCAAGCAUGGCUGGGAGUGGUCUGCAGCGCUGGGGACCACCACCCCAAAUCACCCCACGGCCCCUCCUCAUGCCGCCGCACCUGCUUGUGACCACGUCUCUUUGCUUUCAGGGUGGAGGAAGACCUUUGUGCCAGUGGAAGAAGUGCACGUCACGCUGGACGCGGACACGGCGCACCCACGGCUCAUCCUCUCGGAUGGUGGGAAGAGCGUACGGUGGGGAGUCACGCGGCAAGAGGUGCCAGAUAACCCCGAGAGAUACGACUACUGGUGCUGCGUCCUGGGCCAGGAGGGAUUCACCUCCGGGAGAUACUUCUGGGAUGUGGAUGUGGGGAUGGAGGAAGGAGGGGUCUGGGCACUGGGGGUGGCCAAGGAGUCCACUAAGAGGAAGGGAAAGAUCAAGCUGGAUCCUGAAAAUGGGAUCUGGGCUAUUGAACACAGCAGGGGCAAGUAUAGGGCUCUGACCUUCCCUCAUCGCUUAGCUCUUACACUCACCCAGAGACCCCAGACAAUUCGGGUUUCCCUGGACAUUGAGGCACAGAAGGUAGCCUUCUUCAACGCUGACAACCAAGACCUGCUCUACACCUUCCCAAUGGGCCCCUUGAGUGGGGAGAGGAUCCGUCCCUGGUUCCAGGUGGAGCUGACCGCUCAACUCACCCUGAAGUCACCUCCUUCGCCCCCACGCGUCCCCAGCAAGGAGUAGCCUCUGCUCCCUUCCUGCAUCCCCCUGCCGACCCUCCCCACGGGACGACGGGCCCCGCGCACGCCGACAGCAGGACAUGACCAAGACGGGGAAAUCCAUGCUGCUGUCCACGAGCAGCCAUGAUCAAUGCCCAAGGCUCUGCCGGCUGCGUCGUGCCACCAGGGCGCCCCGAGACUCUCCCAGGGAAGCCAUGGCGGCCCCCCCACCUGAGCAGAGCUAUCCCCGCUCCUGCUGGAGCCUGCGACAAGAUGUAGCCGUGGCUAAGGCACAUUCGCCUCUCCUAAGGUGAUGUCUCCAAGCAAGGCGCUUCCGCUGAGACGCCCUUGUGCUUCUGCUACGGGCAGAGUCCGACCCAACCAGGCUGUUGGGACCCGAGGGCGUCAGAACCCCCCUGAGAUAGGGAAGAGAAACCCCCCAGUGCCAGAACCGAGAUGAGAGUCUGGGGAGAAGGAGCCGCACAUCUCCACCCUCUUCCUCUCUACUUCACCUCCAGCCCCCAAAGCCUCAUCAAACGGGGCCAGUUGAAGGGCUGGGGGUGGUCUCUGGCCAGGCGCUCAGUUCCUGACAUCUACCACCUCCCCACGCAUUCCAAUGUACUCAUAAAAUAGGCUUUUUCUAUAAAAAUUCUCUCCUUGA